Messenger RNA from Pogona vitticeps (central bearded dragon), 5013 nucleotides. The record is from RefSeq and is a predicted model, not a curated record. NCBI's taxonomy places the organism in Eukaryota, Metazoa, Chordata, Lepidosauria, Squamata, Agamidae.
AGAGGGAGCGAGCCCGCCGUGGCCUUUCAACAGAAGGGCUCCAGCCGCAGCCCCAAGAAGCCGCGUCGCUGCAGGUGCCAGCCACACUCUGGGGGGGAUAGCAAGAAGAGACCCCAGCUUGAAGAGGCAGCAUGCAUCUGGAGGAUGGCUGAGGCUGGCCACCACAGUGAGACAACCACUAUCCAAGGCUGGCUUUCCCAGAGCGAUAGAAGAGGAAUGAUUGCUUUGUGGGGAACUUUGUCUUGCUUUUUCCUUUUGGCAACUGUCAGCAGCCUUCCAGCGUCCAACUUGCCUGCUUCAGACCCUGAAGAGCGGUUUACAAGAGAGCCACCAGAUUAUUUUAGGAGUGAAACUGCUGUCUUUGAAGAAUUGGUGGUUGGAAUUGGUGAUACCCUUGAACUCCAAUGUAAUAUUCCAGCUUCCUCUGUGCCUGCCUUCUGGUAUAAAGAUGGCUUAGGGCUAUCACCUACAAACCGGACUCAUAUCGGCCAAAAACUGUUGAAGAUUAUUAACGUGUCAUAUGUGGACUCCGGCCUAUACAGCUGCAAACCAAGGCACUCGGUUGAAAUACUCAGGAACUUCACAAUACGUGUAAUAGAAUCUCCAUCUUCAGGUGAUGAUGAAGAUGAUGACGAUGAAUCUGAAGAUGGGAUUGCUCCUUAUUGGACCCGUCGUGAGAGAAUGGAAAGGAAGCUCCUGGCUGUGCCUGCUGCAAACACUGUGCGCUUUCGUUGCCCAGCUGCUGGCAAUCCACCUCCUUCCAUAUAUUGGCUGAAAAAUGGCAAAGAAUUCAAAGGAGAGCAUCGUAUUGGGGGUAUCAAACUACGGCAUCAGCAGUGGAGCCUUGUCAUGGAGAGUGUGGUUCCUUCUGACCGAGGCAACUACACUUGUGUGGUGCGAAACAAAUAUGGUGUCAUUUGGCAUACUUAUCAGCUUGAUGUUCUUGAAAGAUCACCCCAUCGUCCCAUUCUCCAAGCAGGAUUGCCUGCUAAUCAGACUGUGGUGGUUGGGAAUGAUGUUGAGUUCCACUGCAAAGUGUACAGUGAUGCCCAGCCUCAUAUCCAGUGGCUGAAACACGUGGAAGUCAAUGGAAGCAAAUACGGCCCAGACGGGACUCCUUAUGUCACUGUCCUAAAGUCUUGGAUCAGUAAAAACGCUGAAGCUGAUGCUAAACUAAACCUGUUCAAUGUGACAGAACAGGAUGAAGGCGAAUAUCUAUGUAGAGCCAGCAAUUUCGUAGGCAGAGCCGAAAAAUCUUUUUGGCUCCACAUUGGCAAAUCAGAACCAGCAGAAAAGCAAGUUGCAGUGGAGGACUCCAGCUCUCUUUAUGCAGGCCUCCUCAGCUACGGGACCGGCUUUGUUCUUUUCAUAUUAGUGGCUGUGGUGGUGGUGAUUUACAGAAUUAAAAGACCAGUUAAAAAACCUAUAAAUGCCACCACUGUUCAGAAAGUCUCCAAGUUCCCACUGAAGAGACAGGUAACAGUGUCUUUGGAGUCCAAUUCUUCCAUGAAUUCUAAUACUCCACUGGUCAGGAUCACCCGCCUGUCCUCCAGCGAUGGACCAAUGCUGGCAAAUGUCUCAGAGCUCGAACUGCCAUCUGACCCCAAGUGGGAAUUGGCCAGAUCUCGCCUGACCCUUGGCAAGCCAUUGGGUGAAGGCUGUUUUGGUCAAGUAGUGAUGGCAGAAGCAAUGGGAAUUGAUAAAGAGAAACCAAACAAGCCUGUCACUGUAGCUGUCAAGAUGCUGAAAGAUGAUGCCACAGACAAAGAUCUUUCUGACUUGGUCUCGGAAAUGGAAAUGAUGAAAAUGAUUGGGAAGCACAAAAAUAUCAUUAAUCUGUUAGGUGCCUGCACGCAGGAUGGCCCCCUUUAUGUAUUGGUAGAAUAUGCAUCAAAGGGGAAUUUACGGGAAUACCUCAGAGCACGGCGGCCACCUGGAAUGGAUUACUCCUUUGAUACCUGCAAGCUACCUGAAGAACAGCUAACGUUUAAGGACUUAGUCUCAUGUGCCUAUCAAGUAGCUCGUGGAAUGGAGUACCUGGCCUCUCAGAAAUGCAUCCAUCGUGACCUGGCAGCAAGAAAUGUCUUGGUCACUGAAGACAAUGUAAUGAAAAUAGCUGAUUUUGGUCUUGCCAGAGAUGUUCACAACAUUGAUUAUUACAAGAAGACAACCAAUGGUCGACUGCCUGUGAAAUGGAUGGCUCCAGAAGCACUGUUUGACCGUGUCUAUACUCACCAGAGUGAUGUUUGGUCCUUUGGAGUGCUGCUGUGGGAGAUCUUUACUUUGGGAGGGUCUCCAUACCCAGGAAUUCCAGUUGAGGAACUCUUCAAACUCUUAAAGGAAGGCCAUCGCAUGGACAAGCCAGCAAACUGUACCCAUGAUUUGUACAUGAUUAUGAGAGAGUGCUGGCAUGCGGUACCAUCACAGAGGCCAACUUUUAAGCAGCUAGUCGAAGACCUUGAUCGAGUUCUGGCAGUAACCUCAACUGAUGAGUAUCUUGAUCUGUCAGUGCCUUUUGAGCAGUAUUCUCCUGCAGGCCAGGAUACACACAGUGCGUGCUCUUCAGGAGAUGACUCAGUAUUUGCACACGAUCUCCUCUCAGAUGAGUCCUGUCUUCCAAAACAGCAAGCAAAUGGCAUCAUCAUCAGGACGUGAUGACAGACAGACCUGCAAAAAAAAAAAAAGUGACUGUUGAAUGUAUGCUUAGAGGAGGUUAAAAGCAAAGCCCAUCGGAGGAUUUUAUUUUUCUGCUCAAUGGCAGUGAAGAUUACUGAGUAUUACUGUGAAGUCAUGGCUUGGCGUAUCGUUUCCCCCUGUUUAGCUGAAAAAAAGAACCAUGAAAGCUAAGUUGCACUGUUGAGUCUGAAUGAACCAGUGUUUUACAGGACUGCUAGUAUUUCAUCUAGAGCAAGGAGGGUGGGGGAACAGCACAUGUGACAUCCUCCCUUUUUUUAUUACUCCCCAAGCUUCACUGUCACCAACCCCCUCUAAUGAAUGACAGUCCCAAAGACCACCAUGCUUUAAAGAGGAUGCAUGAUUCCUCUUUUAAAUAAGGUGUGCCCCUGGCCCUUACAUGCCUUUUUUUAAUGAGAUAUAAGCAUCUUUUGAAAUGGAAAGUGGCCUGCUGAUUACUUCCAGUUUUAGGAGAAGAGGGUUUGUGGAUUGCAACAUUAUUGAUGGUCAAAAUUGGUUCCCAGAACCUACUGCAGUUGUCCUUCUUGAAUUUGGAAGGUGUUAAAUGCUCAGCCCCAAGUCCUGAGUGACGCAGUCAGCGUUGUCUGCCUGCAGUACUGUACUAGGGGAGAAACAUGAGGGGUCAUUAAGAGAAGAAUAUGUGAAGAACAAUUUUGGUGGAACUCAAGAGCCACAUUGCCUGCAGGGAUCCAUACACUUAUGUAAAUACAUACUAUUUUUUAUUAUAUUCACCAUCUGUUUAGGAGGAAUGUUGAAGCCAUUCGGAAGAGUUGGUCAUUCUUUAAAAAAAAUCAGGCCUCUGUAAAAGUUGCCUUGGUUUUGCCAUGAUGGAGAAUAACUGCCUCUUGCACUAGCAGCAGAAAGAGAGUAAGUGAAUGUACAUAUGCAGACAGAAGAGAACGCAAAGAACUGGAAGCAUGUUGCAAGCUGUAGUCACUGGGGUGACUGGAAUGUCAUUAAUUUUUAGUUUUAGCAUGUUGUGCUUAACCUGCUCUCCAGUUCUUCCAGGGGAUUGUCUUAAAAUCAUGAAUAGUUUGGAACACAAGCCUUGCUAUUUGCUGUAUUUAUUUAUAUCCAGUGGGUGAAAAUUACAGAUGGGAGCCUGAAAGUCCCCGCAACAGAUGUCUGUAACCUCUCCCAGAAAUGUAGUAGCAUUUUCCAAUGAAUAUUUGGAGAAAAUAAUUACGGGUACCUGUUAAGCAAGUGACUUUAAAUGUAUCUACAAGUUCUUUUUCACUAGAUUUCUGUAUAUAUCUAUAAAUAUAUAUGUGUGUGUAUAUGAGUCUAAAAUAAUAUGGUAGCUGAUAGCCAGGCUGAAAGAGAAUUUCUCCAAGUAAGAAACCUUCCAAUCUAGGAUAUACUGAUCCAGGGAAAGAGAAUUUUUAAAAUCUUUCCUGAUUUUUAAUAUAUAUAUAUAUAUCUUAACAUCAUGUAUAUUUGUAAAAUUAUUUAUAGAUAUUAACAUAUAUUUUCAUCGGUUUUAAAUAGCUUAGCAUUAAUGUAUGCAUUUACUUUUUCAACAUAUUUUAAGUUUUUAACUUAUUGAAAGUGCAGGAAAAUAAAUUAAUCAAGAGUUUUCUUUGUAGUUUAUUGAGAAUAUUAAAAGAAUGUAUAGCUGUACAAUGAUUUAACAAAAUUGCUUUGAAUACUGUAUUUUCCCCCUGAAUUGCAGUGAGUAUAAAUACAUAGAUUCUGUAACACAUUAGUGUUAAAUACAAACAGAUGGCAGCAGAUAUUCUUUUUACAUCUGUGUAAGAGCCAAGAAAUCUUUCAUCACGUUUACCACUGUGCAUUAAGGGGGUGUGAGUGUAUUUUCCCCUGUUUUUUUUUUAAAUGAAGGUAUUCUUUGUGGUUGACAUAGUAGCAAGUAUGCAGGAUGUUGACUGCAAAUAUGUGUUUCUUGUGCCAGACCCAUUGGCAUUUUCACUUUGGAAAAAUGGGGGUGUGGGGAAACAAAUAUAAUAUUUAAAUUAUAUGUAGGGAGUUUUUAGGGUCAUAUAACCGUUGAGCCUAACAUUUUUGAGCAAAAAUGAUUACAAAAUUGCAUGGUGAGAUACUUCUGUCAGGACAUUCUAGAUCACAAGGAGAAAUAAAGAAUGGAGGAAAACCAAGGCAGUUGAAUUUUCAAGCACCUUUUAACUCUUACUACUACACAAAGAUACCUGCAGUAAUCCUGAAGUCUUCACUUUGCAAAUGAGUUGUUUUGCUAGAGGAACAGGAUGGAUACCGUCCCAGUACAGUAUCCAGUUUGUAAUAACACAAGGAUUUUAUCAGAAUAAGCUAAUGUAUAGAUUUGAAGUUUCAAAGAGUUUUUUUUUU